Colius striatus (speckled mousebird) is the source of this 2398-nucleotide messenger RNA. RefSeq names its product myozenin 3 (gene MYOZ3). Gene Ontology annotation, molecular function: actin binding; telethonin binding; FATZ binding. Bases 292 to 1035 code for a protein of 247 amino acids. The record is from RefSeq and is a predicted model, not a curated record. The transcript is spliced from 7 exons. Lineage: Eukaryota; Metazoa; Chordata; Aves; Coliiformes; Coliidae. Gene Ontology annotation, cellular component: actin cytoskeleton; Z disc.
CCGCCCCCUUUCUCAGCCAGAAAUAGCUGCCGUCCCGUGGCUGGCCCUUGGCAUCUGGGCUGGAGCCCAGCACGGGUCGGGGCGAGCAGCAGGGAGCCCGGAGGUGCCACGGGGGGCCAGCCAGGGCCACUGAGCACUGGUGGCCACAGCUUGGCUUCAGCCUCAUCCCCAGGGCAGCAGGAGAGCAUCUUCAGCGCUUGGGGCAUCCCCUGGCCAGGCAGAGGAGCCAGGCAGGAUCUGUUCCCCUCCCAUAGAACUGCCCUGGGAGUGCGACAGCAAGUGACAACCAUCAUGAGACCAGGUCCUGAAGAUGCUUCCCCAGGGGCCCGGCUGGACCUGGGCAAGAAGAUGAGCACUCCGCAGGACCUGAUGAUCGAGGAGCUCUCCCUGCGCAACAACCGCGGCUCUCAGCUCUUCCAGCAGCGCCAGCGGCGGGUGCAGCGCUUCGUCCUUGAGCAUCCUGGCGGUAACAGGGAGCUCCCGGGGCUGGGGGCGGGCGGCUCACAUCGCACAGAAAAAGGUGGCCCGGAGGGAACGGCAAACGGGAGGAUGGCCGGGGAGGACGGGGCGGCUCAGCAGAGUUACCACUCGGAGCUCCACGUGGCAGCGUCGCCCCAGGGCGGCCCCCCGCAAGUGCCCAAGAAGUCAGAGAAAGUCUUACAGAUGAGCAAAAUCCUCAACCCCGACGCUCUGGCCCCCGGCUACUCGGGGCCCCUCAAAGAAGUGCCCCCGGAGAAGUUCAACACCACUGCCAUCCCCAAGGGCUACCGAUCCCCGUGGCAGGAGCUCCUCGGUGACAAGGACAGUGCUCUGCAUAGCAAAAUGCAGCUGCCUGUGAGACCCUCCCCGUGGGACUUUGUGAGCUUCAACAGGACUCCCGCCCCGUUCGACAAGGCAGCGCUCAGCGAGCUGUUCUACGUGCCUGCGGCGGAUCUGGACAACCUCAGCGUCCUGGAGGUGAUUGCUCACAGACCCAACUUCAACCGCGUGCCGCAGGGCUGGGUGCGGAUCCUCCCGGAGAGCGAGGAGCUGUAGCCCGAGCGCUCCUCCCCUUCACCAACGCUGCUCCUCUCGCCAGCCUCCCAGAUCCCUCCCACGGCACGGAGGGGGCAGGGAGUCUCCUCCGGGAGAGACAAGCUAGCGGGCUCGGGUUGCCAUCCUCUUCAGACCUCAAGUCUGGGACCAUUGUGCUUUCCUGUCGUCCCAGCCGCUGUCACGGGGCACUUAGUGCUAAGGAUCUCGCAAACGGCAAGCAGAGCCCCCUGAGCUCCCGCAGGAAACACCCCGCAGGGCCUGUCCCCUGGAAGCAGGCAGAGCCCCUCAGCUGCAACACACCGAGCUGUCCCGCUGCUUCCUCACCCACAUGUAAGACCUGCUCCCAGAGCUGGUGCCUUUGCAGGGAAAUUCCAUCUCAGCACAACCCCACGUCUGUCAUCCCAGUCAAAACAGCGAGAGGAGGUGAUGACUGAGCAGCAGCAGCAAAAGAAGUUACCAGAGACAUUUCAUGGGUUAAAAGUAGCUACCUUGGGCUGGGCUGGAUGACAAAACCAAAUGAGAACUGGGAAGCUGCCUGUUUACCAACACAGCACAGUCAAGAUGAGCAUUGGGAGCUGGAAACUUGGGCCCCGUUUUCUACAAGCUCCUGGCUAGCAGCUGGCAUUUCCCCUCCUGCUGCUGUUUGUAUGCCCUGCCAAAACAUCCACGCCUUCUGAUUGACUCAGCCAGAUCUGCUCCAUGGAGGUGGUGAGCUGGGAUCAGGCCCCGCUGCACUGCAGGGAGCUGCACCAGCGGGAAGCUCCUGCCAGGGGAUCCUGGCAGCUUCAGCAGCGGGGAUGGGAAGCAGAAGCAGUACAGCUGUGACCCUGUAGCAGGCUCAGGCCUCUCCCUGAACACACAAAUCACUCCUGAGGAUUCAGCUACAGAAACACCUUCUGCAGGGACACUCAGAGGGACUCAGCUACCAACAGGGCAGUUGUCAGAUCAUCUGGAGAACCUUGUGAACCCGCAACAGAUAUCUCUAACUUAGCACAGCCUCCCUACAACUGCUUGUGCCGGUUCUUACACUGCCCUUAUUUAAUGUGGCAAAAGCAGGAGCACUGGGAUAAAAGGUUUAUUUUCCACCACCAUGGUUAAAUGGGGCAAGUCAAUUUUGUGGUGAAGAGGGCAUUUGUAAGGCUGUGCAGAAGAAAGCCUACACAGGGAUCCUGUUGCUUGGCAGCUAACUUCCACUCCUCUGCUCUUCCCACACAAACAGGGGAGGACAAGCAAAUGGGAAAAGGUUCCUUCUUUAAACAUUAAAAAUAUAUGAUGCUCAGCUGCUGUUCUGUUCCAAACCCAUCUCUGCUCUUUGUCCAUCAGCUGAGGAGCCCUUGUACCCGCUGGGACCUGCCUGGAAAUA